GUUGUGUUGGUUCCCUUUUCCGUUGGUCCGCGCACUUGAUGCUUACGGCUCGCUUGCCAGGGCCACGCCGGUUCGAGCCGUGUGGUGUGCGUUCGGACCUAGGCAGUGCCGCCUCGCUCUCCUCAGUAAUCGCGAGAUCCCGCAGCAGUGAACAACCAGCGUACGGGCGCGGUGCAUGUGUGUGAUCUGUUUUUGUAUUUCUGCUCUCGUUCGCGUUUACGCGCGCGCAUCCAAGCCGGUAUUUACGUCGUCAUCGUCGUCGUCUUGGUCGUCGUGGUCGUCGUUGUCGCCGCCGUUGUCAACGUCAAUAUCGUCGUCGGCGUCGUCGUUCUCGCCGUGGUCGUUGGCAUCGCUCCGUUCUGCCAUGACGAUGCCGGCAAGUAACGCAUUAAAGGUGGACCCUUUCGAUCACGUGGGAAAUUUGGUGCUGCGUUUUGUAACGCACACUACCAAACGUUAGGGGUGUUUCAAGGUGUAAGGGAAUUAAAGAGAAGCGAAAAAUAAUUGCAAUGCAAAAACAAUGUUGUUGGAGUUAUAAGCGUUUUUCUAUUGGUUUAUUUUUUAAUACAAUGCUUUAUUUGAACAAAAAAAAACAGAAAACACUACGUACGAACAAAAACAGAAAACAAAUAAUUUAUUAUUCAAUCGCUUCGUGUUUGUAAUGGAAUUCUGGAAUUCUGGAACUGUGAUUGGCGAGUGAGUGUGUUUGUAGUCGCAUUGUGGUGCAUUGGGUGCCUUGCGCUUGUUUUACAUCAGAGAGAAAGCAAAUUAAAAUGCAACUUACAAGCCGUAGUCGUUUAGUGAAAAUGUAGAGUGAUGUGAGUUAAAAGUAAGUUUUGUGUCGGGGAAAAAACGGGAACGUUCCAUUGUGCAGUGCAAAACAGUUUUGGUUGGGUGAGGUGGGACAGUUUUUUGAUGCAUCGUAGAUUGUGGAUACAUCAGUGAAUGACCAAAAUGAUUCAACAGAAGCUGCCACGGGCUGUUUUAACGAUAUUAACAGUGGUGCCGUUGCUACUGCCGUGUAUAGCCGAGCAGCAAAAAUUCCGCCUAAUUCCGGGCGAUCUGGUCGUGGCGGAGGGUGCCGAGGCACUGUUGCGAUGCGAAAUUCACAACGCAGCCGGUUCGGUGCAGUGGACCAAGGACGGUUUUGCGUUGGGGUUUACGCAGAGCAUACCGGGAUAUCCACGGUAUUCGGUGCUCGGUGACAGUGGUCAGGGCAUCUACAAUCUGCGGAUAGUGAAUGUCACGCUCGAGGAUGACGCCGAAUACCAGUGCCAGGUGGGACCGUAUAUGCACCACAAGCUGAUCCGUGCCAAGGCCAGGCUGACCGUAAUCGCUCCACCCACAUCGAUCCAAAUCCAGGGCUACAGCCAGCAUGCAAAGGUGGAAGUACGCGAGGGCGAAGAGCUGACGCUUACAUGCGUCGUUCCGAACGCGAGGCCAGCCGCACAGAUCGUCUGGUACCGGGCAAAUGUGGAGUACAAAUCGAACACCAUCGAAACCAAGAGCGCAGAGACGGAAGAUCACCGGUACACGGCCACGUCCAAGCUGCAACUUCAACCGACCGCGGAAGAUGACUACAUCGACUACACGUGCCAAGCCCGACACCAAGCAAUCCCGGAAGACCGUCCAAUGCAGUCGACCGUGCAGCUGUCAGUGCUCUACCCUCCCGGUGUACCGUACAUCGAAGGAUACGCGCCGGGUGAAGUGAUCCGCCGUGGACAGCACGUGCAGCUAGCGUGUCGUAGCCGGGGCGGCAAUCCACCGGCUCAGCUGAUCUGGUACAAAAACGGCAAUCAGGCACGGAUGGCUUACCGGACCACGGAUCGGUUUUCGGAAAACAUCUACGCGUUUGUGGCCGAAGCGAGUGACAAUAAGGCCCGCUUGCGCUGCGAAGCGAACAACAAAAUGGCGACGAAGAUACUUAAAGCAGAGGUUACACUCAACGUGUUGUUUGCACCAACACAAGUCAUCGUUUCCGGACCAUCCGAGGCACGGGUAGGCGACAGUGUGGCCUUACAGUGUCAGACAACGGCAUCGAAUCCGGCCGCAGAGAUUAAAUGGGUCGUCAAUGGGAAACAGGUGACAAACGCCUCGUCAAAGGUUGUCCCAAGUCCAGAAGGAGGAUGGGUAACGACCUCCAACAUAACGGCAUCGGUGGAAGCUAACAAACGCUCGCUGGUUGCCAUUUGCCAUGGCGUUAACAUGCAGCUGCCUGAAAAUGUACAAUCCACUCACACCGUGAAUGUGCUGCUACCUCCAGGACCACCGAUUAUUUCCGGCUACACCGAAGGAUCGAUUAUUACGGUCGGAACAAGGCAAAAGAUCAUGUGCACAUCGUCUGGCGGCAAUCCACUGGCGACGCUGGUCUGGUACAAGAACGAUAAAAAGAUCAAAUCCGUAAGCAAAACGACGGACCAGUCGGUUUCGGCCGAACUGUCGAUACUGGCAAACGUAACCGACAAUCAGGCACAGUACCGGUGCGAGGCGCACAACUCAGCCACCGAGAUACCGCUCUUCGAAACGAAAGUUCUGACCGUGCACUUCGCACCGGAGACGGCCAAGAUACGGAUCGAACCGGCUGAACUGCGGCCCGGCAUCGAAGCGACGCUGAUAUGCGAUUCCAGCUCGAGCAAUCCGCCGGCAAAGCUGUCCUGGCGGCACGAGGGCACCGUACUGGAAGGUACGAACAACUCCUCCAAAGCUGGACUGUGGGGCGGGACCGUGUCUUCGCUUGAGCUGAAGCUGAACAUCACGCAGGAUAUGGACGGCCACGUAUACACCUGCCAGAGCACGAAUGAGAUGUUGCAGCGUAGCAUCAACGUGGCUGUCAAUUUGCCAGUGCUGUAUGAGCCCCGGUUCCAAACGCCAGCCGAAACCGUUGUCCACGGUGUGGCGGGAGAGCCACUGACCGUUGCCCUGGUUGCGACCGGCAAUCCGUCGUCCAUCGCGUACACCUGGACCAGGAACGGCCAAACGAUAGCAUCGACCGGUAGUAGUGGUGAACCGAGAAUCGUCUCCGAGGGACCGAUCCUUAACAUUACCAAGCUCGUGCGCACGGAUGCCGGCGUGUACACGUGCGAAGCCGUCAACUCCCAAGGGUCGGCGAUGAUUAAUAUCACCCUGCAAGUCAAGUAUGCUGCAACGAUAAAAGCCAUUUCGGAGCACGUUACCGUCGAUCCGGGCGAGGAUGCAAUACUAAACUGCACCGUAGACGGAAACCCAUUAACGCCGGACCUUAUUCGCUGGGAGCGGGAUGGGUACGAUCUGCGAGCGAAAACCACCACCGGCUACGCAAACGGAACCGGCACGCUGGUGGUGAAGGACGCCCAAAGGGAGGAUGUGGGCAAUUUCCGGUGCAUCGCUGAUAAUCGUGUCGCAGCCCCGGACAGUCGCAAUGUGCUAUUGAUUGUCAAAUUUGCACCCGAGAUAGACAAAUCGCCCGCAAUGCUACGUGCCGCGUCCGGUCCGGGCGAUCAGGCACGCCUUCCCUGCCGGGCCAAGGCAGCACCCGCGCCCAUCUUCCACUGGAUCCGUACCGGACAGGAGCUGCCGAUCAACCAGUCCUCGAAAUACUACACCCUACAGCGUCAGCUCGAUCCCCUAACGCACGAAUCCAUCCUUGUAAUCGAGCGCAUCUCCUCGCGCGACUAUGGCGAUUACGAGUGCCGUGCUAAAAACGACCUCGGAAGUGGAUCCGGUACCGGUCGAUUGGACGUACGGUCUGCGCCCGAUUCGCCCGCCACGCUGACGGUGCUAAAUGUAACGCACGACAGCGUUACGCUCGGCUGGGAGCCCGGUUUCGAUGGUGGACAUCGUGCGAGCUACCGGAUACGGUACCGGGAAGCAACGUCCGAACGGUACCGGUACGAGGAUGGUCCCCCGAACGCACACCAGCUUACCGUGGCCGGGUUGCGUAGCAACACGCUCUACCUGUUCUCGAUCAUGGCGGCGAACGUGCUCGGCGAGAGCCGUUACUUGCCCGAUCUGACCCGGGCCCAAACCAAAGAGCGACAGCCGCAGCCACCGAUGGAAUCGUCCUCCUUCCUGGCGCCAUCGUCUCCAGCUGGACCGUCCACCUUGCUGCUGCUUGGAAUUGGGGUCGCGGCCGGUAUAGCCCUGGUGCUGCUCAAUAUCCUUCUUAUCGGAUUCUGUCUCUACCGGCGCAGUCUACCCGGCAGCUCCAGUUCGCGUCGUGCGCGGCACGAUCAUAAAUACACCGGCGCGCUGUACAACAGCGGUGACUCAUCCAACCCAAAUAGCAAAUCGGCAACGAUUGAGAUGUAUGCGCCCAGCUCGUACAACGAUACAGUGACGGGCGAGACACUGUCCAGCGUUUCGGAAAAGAGCGACGCGUACUCAAACGACGGUAGUCAGCCGGAUUUUAUGGAUGAAACUAGAAAACGUGCUGUUUCUACGUAUCUAAUCGAUGGAGGAGAGAUGCAACCACCGAGGUACCAGCAGGAGGGCAACCUACCUCACUACGCAAGCAAUACCGGCACUGAGAACGGAUAUGAUCAAUCCGGGCACACCGACCAACUGAAAAACUCAACUAUGGACGGCUCCUACUAUCACAUGAACAACGACCGUUUCUAUCCACCGAUGGAUUAUCCGGGCGUCGAGUUUCCCACACCUCCACUACCCAUUCUACCCUCCGUUGGACCAACGCAAAGCUCUUCCGAAACAUUACGACGGGUAGCGCGAACGAUGGUUCCACCUCCAGAUGUAACGUACCACACACACCACAGAACUGGCGGCCAACAGCACGAUUCCAGCAGUCUUUCCACGACGUUGCCGUUCGGUUCACUCAAUGCCAGCAUUUCACAAGCCGUCCAAUCGACCCCCAAACAACCGCAAGGUAUCCUCAAGGAUCCAAAACGGAGCAACAGUUCCGCUAGCGGAAGUCACACCUAUUCAAGCCUGCCACUUCAACAGCAGCAGCAGCAGCAGCAACUGUACAGUAUACACAAUCCCUCUCCGAUCCCGUCGGAUCAGUAUGUGGCUGGACCGAGCGGGUACGGGUUGAUGAUGGACCCACAAGGUCACAUUGGCACCAGUGCGGGGAGUAGUUUGCUGAUGGGAGCGUAUGAUCCGCCAGCUAGUUCCAGUCUAGCGUCAUACAACGUUUCUGUCGGGUACACCGAUUCGGACGGACAUCUGGUUUAGCGCUGAUAGGGUUCGUACUAAUCAGAGGGCCAAAAUCAAUCAUUAAUGGGUAAUAUUUUGAAGAAUGACACGACACUUUAUUGAUUAGUGUAUGACUACCCUUUAGUUGUGUUUUACAAAGCGAAACAUUAUAUUUUACGUACGUUGCGUAAAUUUAAUGAUACUUUAAUAAUACUUUGUUAGUAAGGUGAUUUUUUACUCUUGAUCGGAGAAAAAACUUGUUUAGAAUGCGCCUUGACACACCAUUACAUAGCGAUGUACUGUAAAGCAUGAAGCCAAAAUCGAUUACAUUCGAAGAUAUCUAUGCAAAAGCUCAUAUAAAUACCAUCUAUUUUACGGCGAGUAUUGUCACGCAGUGCAUGGGCGUAUUUCAUCGCACCACACAAGAUGACAUAAAAACACCCACAAAUUGAUUUGAAAUGUUGCACUGACGUUGCUAUUUGGCCACUUUUUCACGCUCCAUAGCGUGAAAUUGUCUCGGUACGACUAAGCGCACGGAUACAAAAAAUCACAAACCAUGUAGUGACAUAUAGUAAUAGUU
Molecule: messenger RNA, 5707 nt
Organism: Anopheles merus
Lineage: Eukaryota; Metazoa; Arthropoda; Insecta; Diptera; Culicidae
Product: nephrin-like
Exons: 24
Coding region: 946-5166 (1406 amino acids)
Molecular function (GO): protein binding
Source: RefSeq, a predicted model, not a curated record